Molecule: messenger RNA, 1233 nt
Organism: Leishmania braziliensis MHOM/BR/75/M2904
Lineage: Eukaryota; Euglenozoa; Kinetoplastea; Trypanosomatida; Trypanosomatidae
Exons: 1
Coding region: 1-1233 (410 amino acids)
Biological process (GO): DNA-templated DNA replication; rRNA processing
Cellular component (GO): nuclear pre-replicative complex
Molecular function (GO): protein binding
Source: RefSeq, a predicted model, not a curated record
AUGCUGUUUCUUGCGCGCGAUGGCAUGCGUGGCCAGUUGGUCGAUGUGGAGACGCCGAUGGUGCUGCGCAGCUACGCGAUUGGUGAGGUGGCGAGAAACGCCUUGGCUUACUCCCCCAUUAGUCAAGCGGUCAUAGCGCACCAGACACGCAACUGUGCUCUUUUUCUUUCUGCAGCGACGCAGCAGCCUCUUCAGCGCAGCUUCACGCCGGAACUGGUCACCUGCUGUGCAGUCACUCGGUGUGGCACUUUCCUAGUUGCAGGCACAGUGAAUGGCACCAUCCUUCUGUGGAACCUGCAGUCUGGCGAACUCAUCAAGAGCUACAAGGGCCACCUGCGUGCGGUGCACUGUGCUGCGAUCUCAGCCGAUGACUCCCUCGUCGCGACUGUGUCCGAGGACUCGGUGUGCAAGGUAUGGAAUCUGGCAACACUGGCCUCACUUCGAAUGCGCGAGAUCGUGCCAAGGUGCGUCUUCACCGGCCACUCACUCGCCGUCACCUGCUGCACUUUCCUCCACCACUCAAAUGUGCUUCUCACCGGCUCCCGAGACCGCACCUGUCGUCUUGUGGAUCCCCACACAGGAGAGCAGUUCCGCUGCAUCACUGUCGGUGAUGCUGUCACCGCGAUCACUGCGAGUCUUGACGAUGCCUCAAUCGUCGCUGGCACACAAAAGGGAUUCUUGUUCUUCAGCGAGCUUUACGAGCCUUCCGCCGGGCUUGCCAUCGAGCCAGAGAGAACUGGUGAACACCUAGAGACGAUCUUGCGACCACCCAGCGCAGAUGGCCAUAACUCUCCGAUUAUUUUUCUGAAGUGCCUGUCGUCCACGCCGUCGCUCGUGCUCACCGCCAGUGAAGGUGGCGCCGUUCUGUCGUUCGAUAUCCAAAGCGGGCGGCUCAUAAAGGAGUGCGUCAGCCCCCAAAAGGGCCGGCUGCUGGGCUGUUGCGUGGUUCCGCGAGCUGCCCUGCUUGUAAGAGGGGCAUGUGCGCCGCUGGAGAAGAACCCUGUCGAUCCAUCGCGAGGCAACUAUCACGUCACUCAGUGCGCUCUCGCGAUGCGCCAAGUCAAACGUGGCGAGAAGCGGAAUCGAGAUGGCUGUGCAGUGCGACUUGGGCCAGAUGACGAGGCGGAUGCUAAUGCUCUAGCAGAGGUUCGUGCUAAGGUAAAGGAGCUGUGCGAUCUUCGUGCGCAGCUCGAGCGCCGACUACGCAAGCUUUCUGCUGAGAAACGCCACUGA